AUGAGCUCCGCACAACCCCACAACAAUGCCGACCAGGCCGUUGAGGCUCAUGAAGAGGACUACGGAUCCGAUCUCGCUAACGACGACAUCCAGGAGGUCGUUCCGGAACACGACGAGGCGGGUGAUGUGCCCAUGGACGACGACAGCGACGACGAGCAGGAUCAGGAUGCUCGGCAUGAAGGACAGCCGACACCCGGCCAGGAAGAGUUUGUCGACACAUCCAUAGCCGCUUUCUACGCGCAUCGCAAGUCGGUCUUCUCUGUCUCGCUUCACCCUUCGUUCCCCAACCCGCCACUGGCGCUCAGCGGUGGAGAGGACGACGGCGGCUGGAUCUGGAACACGCAGGACGGCUCUGAAGUCGUUCGUCUUGGUGGUCACACGGACAGUGUCACGUCCGCCUUGUUCAACGCUGCCGGUGACCUCGCUGCUACGGGUGGCAUGGAUGGCAAGGUUCGCAUCUGGCGCAAGAAGAGCGAUGACUUCAAGACGUGGGAGUUCCUCACCAACCUUGAGGGACCCGAUGAGGUUGUCUGGAUGGAUUGGCAUCCCAAAGGUAGUGUCUUGGCUGCAGGUGGUGCCGAUUCCACCGUCUGGAUGUGGCAGCUGCCCAGCGGUAAAGUCAUGAAUGUCUUUUCCGGCCAUAGCGAUGCAGUCUCGUGUGGAAGCUUCACCCCCGACGGCAAGAGGUUAGUCACUGGCUCCGAUGACGGCACACUCAUCGUUUGGGAUCCCAGGAGUGCCGAAGUCGUCUCUAAGGUGCAGACCCACCUUGACGGCGGUCUCACGCAGCUGGCUGUCUCGCCGGAUGCCCGGGUCGUCGUCAUUGGCGGCGCGGCCGGUGAUGUUCGUGUCAUCAACAUUGGCGCACUCGACAACGGUGGAGCUGCCUCUGUCGUCGCCUCGCUCACUGGGCAUGCCGAAGGCGAAUCGAUCGAGGGUAUCCAGUUUGUCGACGUUGGAGGUGGAAAUCGUACCGGCCACGUUAUCACCGCUUCGACAGAAGGCAAGGCCAUCGUCUGGGACCUCUCCUUGGCCAAGAUGCGCUGCGAAGUUGUUCAUGAUGCGGCUAUCACUGGAAUUGCUCUGCAUCCUGGGACCACCCUCUUCUCGACAUCCUCUGCGGACCACACUAUCAAGACGUGGGAUGCCAGGACUGGUGGCUGUGUGGCUACUCAGCAAGGCUUCACCGACGCCGUGCUCGCGCUGGCCGUUGGAAAGGACGAUGGGUUUACUCAGGGUGCAGAGACAGGCGGCAUCGGCGCCUACACCAACACGGCCAACGCAAAGGGCUGGAAGCUCGUCGGAGCAGGCGACGAAGGUGUGGCUCUCGUGUUCCGUGUCUAG
Sporisorium graminicola is the source of this 1344-nucleotide messenger RNA. RefSeq lists its product as uncharacterized. Gene Ontology annotation, molecular function: protein binding. The coding region runs from base 1 to 1344 and encodes 447 amino acids. The record is from RefSeq and is a predicted model, not a curated record. The transcript has a single exon. NCBI's taxonomy places the organism in Eukaryota, Fungi, Basidiomycota, Ustilaginomycetes, Ustilaginales, Ustilaginaceae.